Messenger RNA from Pomacea canaliculata, 10440 nucleotides. RefSeq names its product APOBEC1 complementation factor-like. Gene Ontology annotation, molecular function: mRNA binding. The transcript has 11 exons. The record is from RefSeq and is a predicted model, not a curated record. Lineage: Eukaryota; Metazoa; Mollusca; Gastropoda; Architaenioglossa; Ampullariidae. Bases 227 to 2113 code for a protein of 628 amino acids. Gene Ontology annotation, cellular component: nucleus.
CGCGGACAAGUUGUUUGUUCCCAAGAGACUGCAAUAUUUAAACAACAAAUUCGAACCGUGUAAUUUAUCUAGAAAGUGCAAGAAGUGUGUUAAGUAUGAUUCUGGCUGCAAAUCAUGUCCUGACAUAAAUUUUGAGGGACAGAAUUUCGUUAUCUCUAGGCACGAACACGAGGUUAGCCAAAGGAGGUGUGGUUUAGUUCAUUUGCAUACGAGGGACAAUGAACGCAUGCGCGAUCACCAACGUUGCAAGAGAUACGAAGUAGUCAAAGGAGUGGAAAUGACACGGUUUCUACAGUCGUACGCUGAGUCGGCCAUGGAGUCUCUCCAAGGGGUGAAAGGGGCUCGGAAUGAGGCCUGUCUCCUGACGCUGAUCGAGAAGACCGGCUACCCUAUGGUACAAGAAAAUGGACAAAGGAAAUACGGACCUCCUCCCAAAUGGGAAGGGCCUCCCCCACCCCGGGGAUGUGAGAUCUUCAUCGGCAAAAUCCCACGAGAUAUUUACGAAGACGAACUUGUACCAGUCUUCGAAAAGGCUGGAAAGAUCUACGAAUUUCGUCUGAUGAUGGAUUUUAGCGGCUCAAACCGUGGGUAUGCUUUUUGCAUGUAUACUAAUAAAAAUGAAGCAAAGCGUGCUAUCACCGAAUUGAACAACUUCGAAAUCAGAAAAGGUCGUCUGCUUGGUGUCUGCUCAAGUGUAGACAACUGCCGGUUGUUUGUUGGAGGAAUUCCCAAAAAUAAAAAUCGAGAAGACAUUCUCACAGAAAUGUGCAAAGUUACGGAAGGAGUUGUUGACAUUAUAGUUUAUCCAAGUGCUGUUGACAAAACGAAAAAUAGAGGCUUUGCAUUUGUGGAGUAUGAAAGUCAUCGAGCUGCAGCGAUGGCGCGCCGUAAAUUGAUACCCGGCCGCAUUCAACUUUGGGGACAUCAAAUAGCUGUUGACUGGGCAGAACCAGAAGCAGAAGUAGACGAAGAUACCAUGGCAACGGUACGCAUUUUAUACGUGCGGAAUCUCAUGCUCACCACAACUGAGGAGACGUUGAAAGAGGUCUUCCAGAAGGCGGCAGGAGGCAGAGAGAAUACAAUUGAGCGUGUGAAGAAAAUAAGGGAUUACGCUUUUAUUCACUUCAGAUCACGGGAAGAUGCUGUUAAAGCAAUGAACAUCAUCAACGGCACAUCCAUUGAUGGAUCACAGGUGGAAGUGACCUUGGCAAAACCAGUGGACAAAAAUGACUUUCGUCUUAACAAAGCCAGGGCAGUUCCACAGUCACCCCCACAUGUCGAAGACUCCGGCGACAUUGGUUUGAAGCUACUACAGGCACUUGCAAUGCAGCAGGCAUUGGUUUAUUCGUAUGACUAUUCUCCAUUCAGCAUCUAUAACCAGGUUGUUCCCCAAGGUGGAAGGGGAGUACAACGGGGAGCACUGUCACUCCGCGGUGUUACAAGAGGAAGAGGAAGGGGAGCUGCUGGGUCUAGGGGUGCAGGGGGUUCUCGACUGUAUGUGCCAGCUACCCAGUCAGCUGGAUACAGGAGGCAUCCUGCAGUUGGACGACUCUUUGACCUGGUUCCUGGCAUGGAAUUGAUCCCUACUAACCCCAUCACACUAAAACCACAAACCAUCAAAUCUUCCAUUCAGGUGCUUGAAGAGUUUUGCCAGAAAAAUGGUUUGGGUAGUCCUGUGUACCAGCUUCACUCAACCAUGCAAAGGACACCUACAGGACAGGAAGAUUUUCAGCUGUUUUUGUUCAAGGUGUCUAUACCUGCACUCAUGACACAGAACUCUGGACCAUUCCAGCCAGAUAAACUUUGUAGAACAGUAGAGGAGGCUAAGGUGUAUGCUGCUGAGUACACUCUUCUGCAGCUUGGUGUUCCUGUUGAAAGUUCAGAGGCACCGGCCACUCAGCCUGCCACGCCUUCAAGUGCUUAUCAGAGCCGGCAGUUAGCCCCUGCUUUCACCAGCAGUGCUCGCGAUAUUACCUUCUCAUCAGUGCCUAUAGUCUCCACUGCUUCCUAUGUUGUGGCGGGAAAUGUUCUACCCAGUGCUUAUGACUACUCUCAUGCUGCAAGCUACCCACCACCAAACCAGGCAGGUGCAGCUGUUUAUCAUCAAUAUUGAAGCUGUAAACCUGAGAUGGACAGAGGGCAGCUAUGAGUUAAUAUAUUCCACCAGCCAUCUCUCAACAUUUAACUGUUAAGAACUAUGUUUUGACUAGCACUUCAAUCUCAAGUCAUUAAACCAGACUCUUGUUACAAGUUAUUUUUAAAUGUUUCUGUACAAAAUUAUUUAGAUAUGUUGUUUUCUCAAAGUUGAAUGCAUACAUUUUCUAGGAAAACACAACAAGUAAAGACAGUAUGUGGUGUUCUUGUCAAUGCUUUCCUAGAUAACAGAAGCUUAAUAGGCUAUGGGAGGAGGGGAUGAUGAAUCCAGAUAUUGCUACCUAAAUCCUCUGGCCGUUAUCCAUCCACAUCCUGUAUUUAUUUGCUUACACUCUUUUAAAACAGCAAUUGCAUAUCUAAUUAUGAGGUGAAAACUGUGGACUUUGGGAAAAAUAGUAAAGUUCUUCAACACUUGUUUAGACUCUUUGGUAUCUAACCAUCAUGGCAUGUUGCUUGCUUUAUUCUGUGAGCAAAGUCACUGGUUGGUUUGCUCAAAUCUAGCUGUUGGGAAGAGUUUUAUAAAACUUCACUCCAGUCUUCAUCAUCUAUAAAUAUCCACUUUUUUAAAAAAAAAACCCAUGCCUAUUAAUGCAUUGUGUGAUAUAUGCUUGUGUUAUUUCAUUCUUUUGGAAAUGUUGGCAUUUUGUGGUUUCUUUUUUCCUUGUUUUAUUUUUCAGUCUUAUGUAUAUUUGAUAAAACCAGAAAAGCCCAGGAGUUACAGCUCUUUCUAGUGACAAAAAAUUGGUUUAACUCUUCAGCCAUAAAAAUGGGCAUAAAUUGUGUGUGCUUGUGUUUGUUGUAGUUGCUGUUGAGAGGGGACUUUCUCUUUUCCUUCGCUUUUUUUUUUUUUUAACCUCACAGCAUGUACAGUGUGCAGUCUUUAAACUUUUUUUUCAAUUAUUCUAACUUGUCCUAAGAUGCAGUGUUUUGCAGAAGUAUGCCCAUUGACACGUUAAACUUUGUUAGGACAGGUUGUCACCCACAGUGUCCUGAAUGAGUUGAGCAGUUUUUAAUCAGCAUUCAUUCCAUCACCUUUUACCUCAAAACUGUGAACACUUCGUGAACAUCAUGACUAUUGUUUACAUCUUGUUCAUCAAAUUUCUUCCAUUGUUCUGAAGCAAGCUUGCUCACUUAAUUUUGUUUUUAACUUUCAUCCAAAUGGGAGAAAUUGCUCAUCAGGUUUUGAGGACAACUUGGUGAGUAUUCUGCUUUUUAAAGACAGAUUUUUAUUCCUUGGAGUGACAUUCAGUUUUGAAAUAUGCUAUAUAGUUGAUAUUGACUUCAGUACAUAGCACCCAUUGACCUUUAUUCAUAGCUAAUACCAUAUAUCCAGUGUAAAAUGGAUUGAACCCAUUAUUAUACACAUAAUCUACAAGUGUUGACUGCUGUGCAGUUAUCAAGACUUGUGAUUAUUUUGAAACUUACUAAUGAAAACAAAUCACAUUUCCUCUAAAUUGGUUUCUGAGAUAAAAUCUUCUACUUUUAUGAGUGUUAUUAUUUUUUUUUACUUUUUGGUUUAUUAGUAAAUAAGAUCCCUUUUAAGAGAAUACAUUUUCCAUUUAUGCAGGCCUUUUGAAGGAAAAAUUUAUCUGCAAAGCUUUGUUAUCAUCAUUGUCCCAUGUCAUCAGACAGUUGAAUUGCUUGAUUGUUCUCCUGGGAUCAGAUUGAUUUGUUUUUCUUUUUUUAAUGUGCUGCUUGCAGUUGUUUAGCAUUCUAGAUUCAAAACAUGCCACUUGACACAAGCUAUUUAACCAAAAUGGUUUGCUAAAACUGGCUGACUGCUUUGCACUGAUCAUCCAGAUAGUACCAAGCAAUAUGUUGUGCUCUUGGAUUAUGUGCACUUUCAAUUUUGGCAUCAAAUUUCUAUUUUCUCCGAGCAUUAAAUUAUGCUUGGCUGUGUAGAAAACUGCGGACAGUAAUUUUCACUUGAAAAAAAAAACUGUGCUGGUACUGAACAUUUCAUCUUUCCUAUUGUGUUGAUUGUUAAUUUACAAAGAGGGAAUAAUAUAAAAAGCUGUUCAUGUUCAUCUUUCACUUUUUAAUCUGUCUAUUGAAUUUUUGGUAGUGAUUGUUGGACAGAAUUUUCUUUUAAGUUUUUUAACAGGUGUGCGUAAUGUACCCAGUAUGCUAAGAUUUUUACAACUGGAGACUUUGCAGUUUUGUGGUUCAUGUUGUUAAUGCUACUCCAUUCCCGAGUUUUACCUUGUUUUCAUCUCUUUGUAGUUUACUCCUCUCAUUUUCAUUUCAUAAUUUUCAUACCUGAAGUGAAAACAAAUCAUUUUAUUUGUUAUAGUUAAGAAACAUUUCUGAUAUUCUUAUGUAACACUGUUUCAGGUCGGUGCUUUUUGAAAUCGUACAUUCUAAAAAUGUUUUCUUAAGGAACAGUGCAAAGAAGGUUUAUUUGACACUGAAAUUUCUGUUUUAAAUUGUUUGACCUUUGAAGGAGUUGCUUGCCUUUAAGCUAUCAUCAGCUAAACAUUUGUGGGGGAAAGAUUCCUACGCUGAACUUUAAACCAUGCAAAAAAAAGACCCCAUUCAAUCUUUUGGGGGCUGGCUCUCUCUCUUUCUGUCUUAAUGAAGUUCUUUAACUGUCUUGGCUAGCAUAUUUGUGGUUAGUAGGUAGGUGUUCAUAUUUUUCUUCUGUCAGAUGCACAAUUUAUCAAUUUUUCUGUUCUGGGAAGUAUCAUCUUGCUGUGAGAAUUUAUAAGUGUAACACGUGUAACAGUUUAUCAACCAUAAGGAAUAUGCUCAUGCAUGCUUGGGGGUGAUAAGCUAAGGAGCAUUAUUGUGGCAACCACUUGCUUGUUGCCUGCAACUUCCGCUGUAAUGCACAGCAGAGCAAACUCUCUCUGUUUCAAUGACUAAGACUCUACAGAGACUCAAAUCCCUGCCUAUAAAUGUAGUCCAGCUGGCUUACCAGAGUGAUGAGUGCCAUCUGUCAGCAUUUUUUUCUUCUUGAUCAGGAUGGAGGGUUUCCUCUUGGCACACUUAUGAAGUCUCUGCACUGUUUAACGCUGAGCUGCAAGUUGGGAAUUCUGACUUUCAGUACAAGACUGCAAACUUCAAGAGUCAUGUCUGCUCCUGCUUCAUACCUGCCAUGGAUAUAGGUGGUUGGCUCUAUUGGAGAACAGCAUUGUAUGUAUCUGUUUUGGACCAAAGCAAGCCUCCAACAUGGAAAUUAUUGUAAUGUGCUUUGUGACUUUCUGUUUCAAGUAUCUUGGGUUUUGUAAACAGUUACAAAUGGACAUCCCCCCAUUAUGACAGUAUUUGAUGGAUGCAGAAUGCAUUUAUCUUACAAUUCAUGUAGAAAUUAGUGGAGGCAGCAUUCUUAAUUCAAAAGCAAUGUAUCAGUCUGGAUUGUUGUGAUGAUUACAGGCCUCGUCAUUGUAGAGAAGAUGUGUCCUGCAGCAUAAACAAUUAGAAUAAAGAUCAUAGAUUGUCAAGAAUAGCAUGCAGAAAUUAUUUUAUCAUCUGGCAUACUUCAUAAGUAUUGCCAUAUUUUACUCCAAGUACUACUUAAAACCUGAACAUCUACCCUUUGCAUGAAAGCAAAGUAUGCUUUGUAACAGCUAAACAUGAGACAUGGAAUAGUCAUUUAGAAGCAGCUUUCACUCAUGACAUUUGUACAGUGCAUGCAAAUGAAAAAUGAAACCUUAGCAUUCUAAAAGAUGGAAAUUUGAGUAUUUAUAUGGAACGACAUGUGAUGAUGGGCUUAAAAGUGAUUUUGUGCUCAGUGAUGCAGAACACAGAGGGAGUGAUUCUUGUUUUUUGCUUGUUUUGGUUGUCUCCUAGACUUGGGAUGACAGACUGUAUGCUGGUGCUAUUUAUUUAGGUUUGUUGUAUUAUAUCCUGGCUUGUAUUUUUUUAUUUUGCCCUCAGGCAACAGUGGCUUUUACUUUUUUUAUUUGGAGGACAUACACAUUCUCCACACCACCAGUGCAAUUCCAUAUGAAUAUUGUGUUGACAAAAAUUUUUCAUUUGUAGGGGAAAAGGUUUAGAUAACCCUACUUUUCUAUAAAGUUCAAAAUAUUAUAAUGGAUGCAUUUUCUCCAAAGAUGAGUCUCACUAACAAACACUACAAUAAACAUAAUUUAAGUCUUAAAAAUUGGGCAAUUUUGUCCUUUGAUCAGAAAAAAAUAAUUAUGUAUUGAAAGUAAGACUACAUACAGAAAAUAGGAGAUGAAGGAAAAUUCAAGCGAUUUUAUGUGACAUUAAUAAAGAUAAAUAAAAACAGAUUUAGCAUUGUUAGUUGCUGAAGACAUAAGUAUAUAUAUCUAGGCCUGUGUAGUAAUUAUAUUAAUUUACAAGUCCUGUUUCUUGAGAGCAUAUAAUCCAGCACAGUGAGGAAAAUGGAGUCAAAGCACAAACAUGUCGCUGUUGUCCACCAUGUCUUAAGAUCAAAGUGAUGAAUGUCACAUUGAUAUCUCUUUGAAAAUAUUUACUUCUUUUCUUGUUUUCCAUCCCUCACAUCAAGAAAAGAGGUUUUGAAAGUAAACUUCUUUCAUCAAAAUUUGGUAUCUACAUGUAUCAGAAAAUAUGCAUAAAAGAACUGAAUGUAUACUUUUUACAAAAACAAGUUCACAGAGCAUUUACAUAACAACAUUUGAAGAUCAAUAUCCUCCUCAGUCAAGACCUAUGUGAGAACCAGCUUGUUAUAUUGUCACCAUCCAUCCCAAAUGGUGGGUAAGAGGAGAGGGUGAUAACUAUGUGAAGAGGGUAUAAUGUAGGGAAAAUCAUUCUGACACAAAGUCUAAUGAGUAGAAAGACAAUGAGUUGAGACAUGCAUGUGGAGCUACACACUAGUGGUUUUAUUUCAUGUUUACACAUUGUUGCUAACUGGCUAAACUGUUGGACAGUGCAAGCUGGUACCUGACCCAUGUUGUCUCUACACUUUUUUUUUUUGGUCUUGUGAUAGCAUCUCUUGUUUAUGCAUACUGGUAUGCCCUUCUAUAGGUAAUGAAAGGUAAGGGUAGUGGCACAGUCAGCCACUCCUCUCCACAAUUCAACACAAAUCAUGGGGUCCAGGUAUUCUUGUGCUAGUCGAAGGUACCAGCAAGGGAAAAAUACAUAUUGCCUGACUUUUCUCUAUGCUCUCUCUGCUGCAGACUGCUUGCUGUCUGCCGCUAUGCCCUCAUAUUCUCCUAACCCCCAAACUGUAGAAACUAACCCUCUUCUAACCUUCCGCCUGUUGCUAUUGAAAAUACUUCUCCUGGCUACUCCUCAUUCCAGCAAGAACACAGGACCAUCUAGUGGUCAGCUACCAUGGCCCACCCAGGGCAUGCAUGUGUCUGUAAUUUUGCUUUUGUGCUUAUAUAUGUUUUUUUGUGUUUGUGUGCAUGCGUUGGGCCCUGUCCCAUGCUACUAUAGUCCUUAAGUAUUCAAUUCAUCCCAGAAAUUCUGUUUUAUUUAUUUAAAAUGGCAAGCACAUUUAUAUAUUGCACCAUCUGUGCCAUGCUUCCUCAUUAGUACUGCAGAGUCGCUUGGAAGCCACAAACACAAGGCACACAAAUCAUCUUCAGACACAAAGGACAACAAACGAGGGUCUAUAUUAAGUAGCCCUUAUAGUGAAGUUUUUUAUCUUGAAUAUAUUUGCCAUUGGAAAAAACCCACUGGAUGAGAUCAUUAUGCUUCUGUAUCGGUGUCCCUGCCUUGUGAGAACAUGUUUUUACCACGUGGUGUUCAAAAAAAACAAACUUGCCAUAAUGUGUGAAUGCUUUCAAAGCAGACAAAUAUAAAUAUGGACAUCAAAUAAUUUAAUUUUGAGAAAGUUAAUAACAUGAUAAGUGUAUUUGGAUAUUGUAGUGUGUAGCGAUAACAGUCCAAAGCUAUUCUUUGCACUUUGUGACCUCAAGUGCCUUAUAAAUGUAGUAAUUGUUUGAAGAACACUUACAUGUCAGUGCAGGUGGUGAGAUGAAUUUGUAGAGUUUUUGUUUGAGUAUACAACCACCAUGACCCAAGCCUUACCUGCUUACAGCAGUUGUUUAACUUUAUUGCCAGUCCCAUUCAAAAUGUACUUUUUUUUAAUGGACAGACCCUAUUGAUGAUCACUGUUACAAUGAUUAGUUUGUGCCUCCUGAGCAAGUAAUAUGCCAAACUAACUUUAGGUUUAUUUGUUUUUGUACCUUCUUUCUCACCUGCUUAUAUCUCCCCCAACCAAAUUUGAGUUUGUGUAAAUUUUUGGUUAUUCUAUUGAUUUUUGUGAGUGAAACUUGUUUUUGUAUUUGGUGUUGGCUACUAAUAAUCAGAAAAAAAUUAUACCAAUAAUCAAGACACAAUCUUUGAUCAUUGAUAAUAUUUAAGAUCUCGUUUAUGAAUAACAUUCAGUUUUGCUUAUAAGACAGCUUUUUAUCAUCCAGUUGAGCUUUAAAGAUGUAUUUUGGUUUAUUUGCUCUGUGUAUCCUAUUUUCUCACAAUUUGGGUUGUUAUCGGUGCAUCACUCUCCUAGUUUUUUUUUGUGUGUCUUAAGGAGUCGCCAGUGGUGCUUUUAAGUUCAGGUCAUGAAACCUUUUUAUUGUAGUUACUUUGUUUUUAUUAUGGUUCCGUGUUAGACUGAGACUGUAAUGGCCAAAAUAAUGAGCAAACCAGUCAAAAGUAAUGACACUAAAAAAAAAACACACCAAAAUACCAUGCUUUGUCUGGAGAAAAAAUUUCAUAAGGAGAUGCUAUAUUAGAUUAAAAACUAACAUUAGCCAAAUGGGUAGUGGAUAAAAUUUUAGUGUUGUCUUUACUGUUUUGUGUAAUCUGUAAUUGUUAGUUAGCUGACACUUUAAGUCUGCUGGACAUCAUUAGAAGUGGCAGAAACUGUUAAAGCUAUCUAUAUCUGAUUUAUGCUUAGUGGUUAACAUUUGAAACCUGAUCAUGAUAUUCCCUGCAAAAACUAAAGGGCAAGCAAGAACAGUUAACUGAAAGUAAUAUUUAGCUUAAAAGAUUUCUGAAAUAAGAAAAAAAUAUUGUUUCAUGAUGUAGACUGGAAAAUGUGAUUAGCUUGUCUGCAUCUGCUUGUACAGGUCUCAAUACAAUCACGACAAAUUUCAAGUACUUAAUUAGAGUUGGCUAAACUAUAAAGGUGUUAACUUGCUGACAAAAAAAAUCCAAGAUGCCAACAUUAUAUUGUUGUUUUACAUUUUCUACUCACAAGGAAGGGUGUACAAGAGUAUUUCAUUGAAUGCUCAAGGAUUUUUCUACUUUGGUAUCUGGAGGCCAGUGGCAAAGCCUCUGCUACUUUCUGUGAUAUUUUGCUGUGGUUGUCGGCCAUCAUUAAUGACACGUUUUGUGUAACGAUUCAGAUACCUGAUUAAUUGGCAUAAUUGAAAAUGUAAAAUUCAUAGAUUCUGUCACCCACCAAUUAAAAUACCUGCAAUUACCUACCAAGUUUAUGAAGCAAUCCACUUACAUUCAUAGACUGAUUACAGGUUUAUUCCAGACAGCAUUUUGGUCUUUUUUUUCCUGAAAAUGCACUUUGAUGCUGGGUUAACAAAAGUACAUGUUCUUGAAUGAUGUUUCUCGAUUUUGGUUCGUUGAUUAACAGCAAAAAAAUUUAGUAAACAGAUUUGAAACAUAUCAUGAACUGAAACAUCAGCGAGUGUAUCAUUCUGUGAUUUCCUGCAAACCAUGAUAAACUUUUGGGUCAACUCUUAACAUGUAUAGGCUAUAAUUUUAAUUCAAAAGUGAUCAGAAACUCUAGAAUGGUUAAAUUAGAAAGUUUUAUCUGUUUCAUAAUUUUAAAUAAGGCUACAUAAUAUUUCACCACCAUAUAUAUUAAGGAGAAUUAGGCUAGCAUGAGGAUAUAAGAAAUUGUUUUUUUUUAAUUCAUAUGGUGAACUUUUAAAACAUCAGGAAGGGGGUAUUUGCACACCAUAAUAUUGUUCGUUAAGUAGUAAUCAUUUUACAGCAAUCUAUAUGUGAGCAAGACAUUUUUCUGUAGUAUUGGAAGAUCUGAAGCAAAAGAUUAAUUCACAAGGUUUUCCAACUUUGAAAAUCUGAAUCCAAGCCCAUUAUCACAUAGGACUGGGGAGGUUGCCUCUGCCUUUUAAGUUCCACGAGGUUUUGAAAGGCUUUUGGCAUUUUUAUUCCUGAACAAAAGCAUGAUUUUAUUGUUGACUCCCUUGACUGUUUUUGUUUUUGUCCCACACUUUCAUGUGUAAGCCACUAAUGAUAACAAUCCAGUUGUAUUAUUUGGUUGCCAUAAUGUAGUCUGUAGCAAUUAAGGUUGACAGGUUAUUGUAGCAAUCAGAAAAGCUUAUUAAUUUCAAUAGCAGCAAUAAAUAUAAUCACUGUUAAAAAAAA